Molecule: messenger RNA, 960 nt
Organism: Protopolystoma xenopodis
Lineage: Eukaryota; Metazoa; Platyhelminthes; Monogenea; Polystomatidea; Polystomatidae
Source: the annotation of a GenBank genome assembly
AUGUUUAGGCUAGACUCAAAAUUGGUUGGAUAUUCGUUAUUCUCAAAUCUGACUGGCUUUCUGGCAAGUCCGAAUUACUGGAUCUCUUCUCUUUACAUGCCAAAAUCGGAGGGACAUUGGGCUGGGGAGCUGUUCACUGAUUGGUUGAAUCAUCACGGCGGAAGAGGAGGCAAGACACCAAACGUGCCAAUCGCUGUCUGGCUGGGCGCUUAUAACCGGCUGUCUUUUGAUUGGCUGACGGCGAGUAGACCAAUCGGAUCUACGCCAUACGGGAUUGGUGAAUCUGCAGUGGAGAGUUGGUUCAUAGACCCUGUUUGUAUCACGGCCCGUCAACAAUGGAGGCAAGCGAAUCACUGUCUUGACUCUUCCAUAGCCUCAAUCCUACGCUUAGUGACCCCUUAUAUGCGUUCAGCUGUGCUUCAAGGAAUCGACCCGUGUUUCCACAGGUACCAAAUUCCCUGGACCUCCAAAAUACGGAAUUCCGAGCUGACAAGCAAUAUGACCGUUAUGACAGUCGGCUAUGAAAUGGACUUCCAUGACGAGUCAAUGAAACUUCGUAAAAGUGAUUCGAACCUGGCACCUUUCCAGCCCCGUAGAGGUUUCGUUUUAGCUAAAGCUGUCGAGGGAAAAAAGACCGAACCCUGGAGGGUGUCAUACUUGAAUUUUCAACAGCAUGACAAUGAUGCCGUGAAAACAAUCAACAACGAAUUUACCGACAUGUGUCGUCAGGAUCUGCCCACGGAAGCAAUUCGCUCUCGGACCAACCGGCCACCAACUUGUGAGCCCUAUUUCGACUAUCGCGAAUUACAGCUUUAUUUCGCAAUCUCGCUUUUGUCCGUCACUGUAGAUUCCCUUUUGAGCGGUUAUCUAAAUUGCCUUCGUGUCCGAAAUCUAUCGGACAUUCUGCAUGAUUCAGACCUUAAUAUGGAAUACCAACAAUUUUCAUACCAUUUCACCUAA